Molecule: messenger RNA, 1131 nt
Organism: Paracoccidioides brasiliensis Pb18
Exons: 2
Coding region: 1-1131 (376 amino acids)
Source: RefSeq, a predicted model, not a curated record
AUGAAACGCCCCCCAAGACUUCGUACAAAUACCGGGGUCAACGCAUCAACAUCUUCAAAUUCCAUUCUCUGGCGUUUCCCAUUGUUGCAGGUAAACGAUAUCAGGCUGCGGGCAUGGGAUGUAGGAGUUCAAAUACCCGGCUUGCGUAUUCUGCUUGCCUUCCUAUCUUCCCUCAGGACAAAUCUACAGAUAUCUACUUCGAAUGAGGACCUUUUCCCGCCCUCACCACCCAUCCCCGUCAUAGACACUCCAGAUCUCCUGAAGCCCAUACCUCCUAUCUCAACCGAAACCAACCCAUAUUCAAACCCCGCCUUCUCAGCUCCCAAUGGAACACAGUCGCAAAACCCCCAGCCCUCAACUCCAAAGCAUGCAUUCAGCAAAGAAUCCAGCUCCCAACCGCUCCAUUCCCCGACCCUAGCAAUCUUCACCGCCACAAAGGAAGCAGACAUCCUCUCCGCCCUCCGCCUCGUCUCCGACAGCGUCGCCCAACAACGCCAAAUCGCCAUAAAAUCCAUAAUCUGCCACCCAGCCAUCCAGGCCCUAUCGAUCAUAACCUUCCUCACAAUCGCCAAACUUCUCUACACAGGCUCCCCCAGCGACCUCGUCCUCAUGCUCACACUCUGGACACUGGCGGGGUUAUUCGCCCUCCUCGCAAUUCGACACAUGGUCCGUGGUUACUCCGCCCUCGCUGAGCACGUGGGGAACUGGUCAUGGCUCUCCGCCAGCUCCGUCAAUGGCAUUUCGCACCGCAGAGAUGAGAUUCUCGUCACGAAAUGUGGAGAGGAUAUCAUAGCCGUGCUCGUGCUGAGGAUUGCGAAGACGGUGAAUAGCACGGAUACUGUCUGUUUGCGGCCACGGUUCUCUAGACGUAAGAGCUCUGCGAGGUGGACGGGUAUUAUUCGUGCAUGGAGUGUUAGGCAGACGGAUCGACAUCAGGGGGUGGGUAGAAAGCUGCUGGAAGAGGCUGUGGCGUAUUGUCGAUUGCGGACCCUUGAUGGACCAGUUUUUGCGGUUGAUCAUGCUAACGCUACUUUGAUGCUGCCCAAUGUAUUUAACGUCAAAUUUCGGGAGCAUGAGAGGUGGGCAUGGGGCCUUUUGGAGGCGGUUAUUUUGGAGCAGAGCGGGCGGUAG